This is a messenger RNA of Miscanthus lutarioriparius, 681 nucleotides long. The record is from the annotation of a GenBank genome assembly. Lineage: Eukaryota; Viridiplantae; Streptophyta; Magnoliopsida; Poales; Poaceae.
AUGGACGGUGACCUUAUUAGGAUGGCUGGAUUUGUGCUAGUUGCUGACAUGGCUGAUGUGGCUAGUGCUGGGCUAGCUGGGGGUGUUGCUGCACCUGAGGUGGUUGAUGUGGGGGCUGAUGCACCUAAGAUAGUAUCUGAUGGCAGUAGGACUGACAAGUGUUUCAAGGAUAAGGAUGUCAACUGUGUGGCAAAGGCUCUUAGGGAGUAUAGUGGUGAAGCUGUCAGCCCUACUCAAGUGUACAAUCACUUGAGGAAGUGGAGGCAGAAGUGGGCUAGGGACCACCCUAAGGAUGCUGAGUUCCUCAACACACCUAUCAGGUUCUACACUGAGAUAGAGACCAUUUUUAGUAGUGAUAUGGCCACUGGUAGGUAUGCCCUAGGGUCUAGUGAGCCACUUGGGGUGAACCAAGCUAACAGUGUGGCUGCUAAGAUAGAGGGCCAUGGCUUCACUAGUGCUACUGAUGUCAAAUAUAACACUGAGGUUGGUGAGGGCAGCAAGGCAACUGACCUUCUCACUUCCACUGUUGGGGCAAAGAGGAAAAGGGCAAACUUCAGUGAGGAUGAGAUGCUUAUGAUAACUAACAUGUCUGAUGCUGUCAACAAUGUGGCAAAUGCACUUAGAGAGACUAGGCCUGCACAUGUGGAUCCUGCCCUCUAUCUUGCAGUCAUGGAGAUGUAG